GUUGUCUGUUCCCUUUCAUUAAUCUCUGAUUUUCGUCACACUCAGUUGCAUGUCUUGCGCCUUUGACAGUGGUCCACUGUAUUGUUGUCGCAAACACAUUUCGUACAUGGCUUGUGGUGUGCAUGCUAUGCCACGGCAGGCUUGCAGCACAACCUUGGAAAGCAUGGACUGUAUGGCAUCUAAUACAAUGCUCAAUGAAGAUGUUCCUCCACCGGACCUGCCAAUGUGUUCACAAGAUGUUCGAAGUGGUCAGGAACGUGUCAACAAUACUCCGGAAUCUCCUGGUCAUAAGAGGUCACGGAUUAUUGCGUGUGCAGACACUACAUGUGAAAGAGCGUAUCCGGCCUUGCGCUGCCUGGUUCAAACCUCUGAUGCAGACAGUGCGGAAGGUGAGGAGGGUAAGGCCUCCUCUGUUGACAACAACACAUCUGAUGUAGACCGUGUUGUAUGGGUGCCGAGGAAUUCACUUCGAGAUUUCGAGUACACAAGUCUUCUGUUUGGUGAGAGUGAUGAAGAUGGUUCAGAUUCAAGUGCUUCUGUGUCGUCUAGCGUUGAUAGUUCUCUUGAUAAAAUCGGUCAUCCGCAAACGUACGCUAACCGCAACACUGAUGACGAUGAGAAUUGUGAUGUCAUCUCAGAUUUCGAUGACAUUUUCCUGAAACGUCUGUCCUCAGAGAAGCGUCCUUAUACGUCCGUUGUAUUGUCGAACRUGAUGGCGAUCAUGUUUGACACCAUGACGAUCGUGUUCGACACCUUGACGAUCGUGUUCGACACGAUAACGAUCGUGUUCGACACGAUGAUACUCGUGUUCGACACGAUGAUACUCGUGUUCGACAUGAUGACGGUUGUGUUCGACACGAUGACGAUCAUGUUCGACACGAAGACGAUCGUCGUGUUCGGCACAACGGCGGUCGUCUUCGAUACGACGACGAUCGUGUUCGGCACAACGGCGGUCGUGUUCGACACGAUGACAAUCAUGUUCGACACGACGACGAUCGUGUUCGACACGACGACCUAUGCAAGUAAAUGCCAUAACGAAAUGUCGAAGGAAAUUUGUUGAUGUAAUCAACUUGAAGAAACUAA
Molecule: messenger RNA, 1083 nt
Organism: Chara braunii
Lineage: Eukaryota; Viridiplantae; Streptophyta; Charophyceae; Charales; Characeae
Source: the annotation of a GenBank genome assembly